GAGACAGUGUUUAUCGGGGCUGGGGGGCAAAAACACCAGAGAAGGAGCGAGAGGUGUGUGCGUGUGCGUGUGUGUGUGUGUGUGUGUGUGUGUUUUGGUUACAACAAAGAAUGGAGGAGAGCGGAGAGCGAGCGAACGCAGGAGCGUGUUUUGCCUCGAAGGCAAGACUUGCAGCCAAUCAGAGCGCUGGAGCCUCCCUCCGCGACUCCUCUGAGUCUAUAACCGGCUGGCCGGGCGGAGCUGGCAGCAUUUGACUGUGGCUUGGGACGCGACGAGAGGCGCGCAGCGACCGUCCGAAGGCCGGCGCUCGUCUAAGCGCCCCCCGGCCUGCCCUCCCCCGAAACGCUGCGGGACCCUCCUCCCGCCCUGCGGACACACACACACCCCGCGCUCGGCUCCUCCGCCUCUUCCGCGCCCCAGCCCGCGGCCGAGGCCAGCCCGGUGGUGGCGCGGCUCCCGCCAGGAUGAGUGGCUCCUUCGAUCGCAAGCUCAGCAGCAUCCUCACCGAUAUCUCCAGCUCGCUCAGCUGCCAUGCGGGCUCCAAGGACUCACCCACCCUGCCCGAGUCUUCCGUCACUGACCUGGGCUACUACAGCGCCCCGCAGCACGACUACUACUCCGGCCAGCCCUACGGCCAGACGGUGAACCCCUACACCUACCACCACCAGUUCAAUCUCAACGGGCUUGCAGGCACGGGCGCUUACUCGCCCAAGUCGGAGUAUACCUAUGGAACCUCCUACCGCCAGUACGGAGCCUACCGCGAGCAGCCGCUGCCCGCCCAGGACCCAGUUUCGGUGAAGGAGGAGCCGGAAGCCGAGGUGCGGAUGGUGAACGGGAAGCCCAAAAAGGUCCGAAAGCCGCGCACCAUCUACUCCAGCUACCAGCUGGCCGCCCUGCAGCGCCGCUUCCAGAAGGCCCAGUACCUGGCACUGCCCGAGCGCGCCGAGCUGGCGGCGCAGCUGGGCCUCACGCAAACGCAGGUGAAAAUCUGGUUUCAGAACCGCCGCUCCAAGUUCAAGAAGCUCUACAAGAACGGGGAGGUGCCUCUGGAGCACAGCCCCAACAACAGCGAUUCCAUGGCCUGCAACUCACCGCCGUCACCCGCCCUCUGGGACACCUCCUCCCACUCCACUCCGGCCCCUGCGCGCAGUCAGCUGCCCCCACCGCUCCCAUACAGCGCCUCCCCCAGCUAUCUGGACGACCCCACCAACUCCUGGUACCAUGCACAGAACCUGAGUGGACCCCACUUACAGCAGCAGCCGCCUCAGCCGGCCACCCUGCACCAUGCCUCCCCCGGGCCCCCGCCCAACCCCGGGGCUGUGUACUGAGCACCCACCUGGCCUGAACCUCCCACGAAGGAUCCCCGGGGCCAGACAGAAGGCGUCUCUGUCCUAGCCAACACUCAGGAAUCAUCGAAGAGCACGGGGGAAAGGGAAGCCCCCUUUCCUCUUCCCGUGUCCCUUCCUCCAGGGACCCAAGCGCUCCAGGUGAAAUUUGCAUGGACCAAGGAUGUUCCCUGAACCCCUCUCCCGCUGCCUAGACGCUGGGGUACCCUUUCAGAUGUUGGGGCACUCCACUCCAGCUGGGACAGCUGCUCCCCUUCUGUUCCAGAAGCCUGGAUUGGCUUUGAAUGGCUCAUCACCUUCCAGCCUCUCACACUGAGUACUCGUUUCCCAGACUGGAGACCUGGGGGACUGGGGGCCAGCAGCGUGUUUGCAGGGCCGGCCCGGUCUGGACACCAGGCGCUGUGGAUGCAGAGACCUGCCGGCCUGGUUCCUCUGAAGCCACCUGUGGCUCCCCUCUUCCUGAGCACCCCUUCUGCCAAAAAGACGUUGGACAUCGUGACUGGGACUCAGGGUGGGGACCUUGACCAGCCCCAGCCCUUCCAGCCCUCAUUUAAGAUGUGAGGGGUGAACCAAAGAAAGUGGGGAAAUCUUUUAAUAUGUGUGGCUUCAGAGGGAAGAACUCGAGGAGUCAUCUCCAUCCUCUCCCCGCUCCGGUCGGAGAGGAGGGCUGGGGUGGUCUCGGAUGUCUUUCUCAAGAACCCAUCUCUUCUUCCGUGUACAGGACUUUGCACAACUUUGGUUUUGAAAGCUGUUGAAAACUAGGAAAACAAAGGGCAUUGUUAACA
Messenger RNA from Phyllostomus discolor (pale spear-nosed bat), 2131 nucleotides. RefSeq names its product distal-less homeobox 3 (gene DLX3). Gene Ontology annotation, molecular function: RNA polymerase II cis-regulatory region sequence-specific DNA binding; DNA-binding transcription factor activity, RNA polymerase II-specific. Gene Ontology annotation, biological process: regulation of transcription by RNA polymerase II; epithelial cell differentiation; embryo development. Bases 465 to 1328 code for a protein of 287 amino acids. The record is from RefSeq and is a predicted model, not a curated record. The transcript has 3 exons. NCBI's taxonomy places the organism in Eukaryota, Metazoa, Chordata, Mammalia, Chiroptera, Phyllostomidae.